UAAACAAAAAUCUGGUGGCAGUACUGCACCGUCGCAGGUUGGGUAAAAGGAGUGUCAAAGAGUGAUGUCAGAGAUGUUGUGAAUGAAUUAGUUUCAUAUGAAUAACAAUAAAAGAAACGUGCUCGUGCGGUUUGAACACGAAUAAAUGUAAAAGGAAGAGAAGCCGAAAGUAUGUCCCAGAGCACAACGAGCGGAACGUCUUCGCGCAGGCACGUUAGGGACCACGAUUCGGCCUCUAUAGCCUCUUCUAGAUUUGUUGACACCGAUUGGGAGGCUAACGAAGCCAUGAGACAACGAGAAUUAGAAGAAGCUAGAGCGAGGGCGACUCAAAUGGAAAAAACGAUGCGUUGGUGGUCUGAUUGUACGGCAAAUUGGCGUGAAAAAUGGAGUAAAGUAAGAAAUGAACGCAACACAGCCCGCGAAGAAAGUAAACAGCUUCGUUCGAAAUUAGACGCCGCUCUAAAAGACACUAAUUCAAUAAAACGCGAAAAACAAGAAGUAGAAAACCAAAAUGAGCAAUUAAAAAAGGAAAUAGAAAAGAUCCACAUAUUACUUUUAAAACAUUCUGGUCAAUUUGAAACUCAUAUUUUAGAAGCUUUGGGUGAUGAUCCACUGAAAGAUUUUGUGUUUAGUUUUAAUAAUUCUCCUGUAAAAGAAAGAAGUGAGAUGAAUGGUGUUUCAACGACUCAGGUAGAAUGUGAUAGUACGGCUACAUCUAUCAUCGAUUCUGAAAAGGAUUCAACGAUAGAGGAGUAUAUUUUACAAGGGGCAGUUCCUAAGCACGUUUCUGAUAGGGAUUCGUUAGAGAAACAGAAAAGUCCACACACGACGACUGAAAUUUUAAAUGGUUUAAAUAUAAGGGAUAGAAGCAGUCAUAAAGAAGACGAUGAAGAAUAUGUGAUACAAAAAUUGUCCAUGUUACAGUUGAGAUUAGAUGAAGCUACGAAAACUUUACAAGCUGAAAGAGAUCUUGCUUUUAGCGAAAAACUCGUUCUGCAUAGAAACAUUGAAAAAUUAACUGGAGAAUUACAAGAGUUAAAAGAAAAAUGUGAUGAAUUAAGAGAUGCAAAACAGGAUGCUGUUAGAGAGUUAUUACAACUUCAAGAUCAACAUCAAGAAGAGAUCUGUUUGUUAAAAUCUGAUUUAUUAGAAGAAUCUAAUACAAGGGAGAAUUUGGAUCGUAGGAUAAAUGAAUUAAGAACAGAAUUAGAACGACUACAAGCUGAAAAUGCUGCUGAAUGGGGUAAAAGAGAACGAUUAGAAACUGAAAAAUUAGCUCUUGAAAGAGAUAAUAAAAAAUUACGUUCGGAAUUACGUGAUAUGCAAGAAAGACUAGAACGAAAAGGACGGCCUAUAUCUAAUUCUGAUGCUGAAUUAAGACAUUUACAACAAGAAAUUUCAGAUAAAACUAAGGAAAUCACUGACUUAAAACAUACGCAAACGAAAUUAAAGAAAAUGGUACAAGAUAAAAUGACUGAAUUAGCACAUGCAGUAAGAAGAGCUGAACAAUAUGAAUCGGAAGUAAAAAAAUUAAGAACUCGAGUUGAGGAAUUAAAACGAGACUUAACGAUUGCCGAAGACGAAUUAGAUUCGUCGACGAAUACGAUUAGGAAACUUCAAAGGGGUAAUGAUGAGCUUCAAGAACAGGUCGAUAAUUUCCAAGUACAGUUACAACAUCUACACACAAGGUUGCGUAAUAGCAGUUCCUCAAAUUUGCUGUCCCAUCGUGGUACAAUUUUAAAUGAAGACGUUAGUGAUGAAGAGAUUAAUUAAUUUUAAAAUAAUUUAAGCGAUUGAGUUGUGAUGGUUACUUUUAGUUUAUAAUCAUUGCAGGCUUCUGAUACUAAAAAAGUAACUUAGGAUUUAAGAUCAUACCAUUCCUUGAUGUUCUCUUAAGUUUUUUAUACUAAACUACAUCUACUCACUGCCUAUUUACUGCUUUUAGUAUCAUUUAGUUUAGAAAUUCAUUCUAGGUAGGUUCUUAUUCUUAUUUAUAUGAACUUUUAUCUAUUUCUUAUGCAAAUUAUCGGAUACCUGCAAAGCCUAAAGAUGUACAUUUAAUUUAUUAAUUUAUUUAUAUUAACUGUAAAUAAAAAAAGUUACUUACCAAGUACCUACGAAUAUUACGAUAGAUAAUGAGCUAUUUAUUUUUGUAAUUGUGAACUGGUUGAUUCGUCAGUCUGACUUUAAAAAUUUCUAACGACUGAGUUUUUACUUAUAUGUAUCUACUUUUCUUAUUGACUUUUUUACACAAUCUCUAUAAAAUGCAAUUAUUUAAUCAACGUUUACAUUUGUUUAUAUAAGACUUUUAUUGUAUAAAGACGAGUAACAUCAAUAAACAUUCAAAUAACAA
Molecule: messenger RNA, 2353 nt
Organism: Onthophagus taurus
Lineage: Eukaryota; Metazoa; Arthropoda; Insecta; Coleoptera; Scarabaeidae
Source: RefSeq, a predicted model, not a curated record